Messenger RNA from Chenopodium quinoa (quinoa), 1038 nucleotides. RefSeq lists its product as uncharacterized. Bases 1 to 1038 code for a protein of 345 amino acids. NCBI's taxonomy places the organism in Eukaryota, Viridiplantae, Streptophyta, Magnoliopsida, Caryophyllales, Amaranthaceae. The transcript is spliced from 3 exons. The record is from RefSeq and is a predicted model, not a curated record.
AUGGCUGAAGGUAAUCUUGUCCUUAAUUUUGGAUCAGUUCCUCGAAUUCCAGAGACAGCAGUUCCUAGAGUUCCUGAAAUUACUGUUCCAUUGAUUUCUAAGGUCGAUUCUGCUCAAAUUGCUGACUUGAUUCCUUUGGAGAAUGAUGUGGUACCUCCUCAGCCCAAUUCUAUUCUUGCUACUAAGCCAGGCAUUGCUAAGCUCACAACUAAGGGUUCUACCCUCUCUUUCGUAGCUCCUAUGCUCAAAGAUGGCUAUUAUCCUACUAUAGCUGCUGUUCAUAAAUAUAUUGCUGAAAAUUGGAGUGUUAUAGCUAAACCUGAUGUUUUUUGUCAUGAUGAUGGCUACUUUCUGAUUAAAAUGCAAAACUCUGAUGAUAUGAAUGUUGUUCUUAGUGCCAGUCCACAUAUGUUCUUUGGUAAGGCGGCUAUUGUUAGGCCUUGGUCUGAGAAAUUUGACUUUCAUGCUGAGGUUUUGAGAACUGUUCCUAUAUGGGUUAAGUUACCUAACUUACCUUUGAAUUGUUGGGGUGUGGACACUUUGAGCAAACUGGGAAGUGUCUUAGGAGUUCCUUUAUGUGCUGAUGAAUAUGGUGUUUUGAUUGAACAAAAAGUUGUUUUUGAAUGGACACCCCCCUUUUGUAGCAAAUGUAACAAAGUGGGCCAUGACUGUGCUAUUCCUAGGAAGGUUCAACCGCAAAAGAAGCAGGUGGCUUCUAAGGAGCAGCCUAAGCAAAAGGUGUGGGUUGCUAAGCCCCAACUUGCUACUAUUCCUGCACCUGAGCCUAGUGUGCCUGAAUUUGGGGGUAAUGGCUCUGUUCAUAGUGCUGGUGUUUUCACUCCUGCUCAAACUACUUUGCAAGAUACAUCUGAUGAUGAUUGGAGAGUGGUGGGAAGGAAGCAUAGAAGUCAUAGUAAUCCUCCUGUCUUUACUAGUGUUCCUAAUUAUAAUACCUAUACUACUCUAAUUAAGGAUGGGGAUGGUGCUGGAGAUCUUAUUCCUAUCCGGGGUGAUGGUAAUCCCCCUUUGGGGUCAUGA